Gongylonema pulchrum is the source of this 369-nucleotide messenger RNA. NCBI's taxonomy places the organism in Eukaryota, Metazoa, Nematoda, Chromadorea, Rhabditida, Gongylonematidae. The record is from the annotation of a GenBank genome assembly.
AUGGUACCACUGGACGAUAUAGCGCUUGUGAUAUUAACAAGUGGGCUACCAAGCCAUGUCGGGAAUCUCAAUCUUUUCUUAGAUAAGCCAUUACUAUUUCAUACCAUGGAAUACAUGGGCCAGCAUGCUACCAUCACUGAACUUAAAGACAGACCAUACCGUAAGUUAACAGAAAAUGUGGAAGUCUGGAAGACCCCGGGUCGCACGCAGCAAUGCCUCAGUGUUCUAACCGAAUCGCAAGGCAGUGUUGAUGAUAGUGUUUGGGAUCCGAUUCUGAGAAGGCAAAACGCGAAUCUAAUCGUAUGUUUAGUCGAUUGGAUCAUUCCGGGGCAUGGACAGCCUUUCCGAGUAUUGCCACGUUACAGGUAA